Messenger RNA from Klebsormidium nitens, 870 nucleotides. The record is from the annotation of a GenBank genome assembly. Lineage: Eukaryota; Viridiplantae; Streptophyta; Klebsormidiophyceae; Klebsormidiales; Klebsormidiaceae.
AUGGCACCUCCCAGUAGAACCUGGUUUGGUUUGAGACGGAAAAGUCCAUCAAUACCAGACUCUGAGAUUGCCGAGCUGGGUCGGAAGCUGACGGACGAGAAGCAAGGGAAAGAGCGAAUCUUUGAGGAGCUGACGCGCGCUGGCGCCGAACUGGACGACGCGCAGGAUGAAGGCGCCAGUCUGCGCGCUCAACUAGCUGCUGAGAUGCGGCGGGAUGGGGAGAGGACGGAAAAGGAACUGGCGAGCGCGUGCGCGAGCUUGAACGAGGUGCAAGCAAAGAGUGGCGGUCUUCGAGCGCAGCUCGAGACGCUCGAGUCGAAGCUCGCCGCCAAGGAGAAGGAAAAGCUCGAGGCGGCUUCGAAAGUAGCGGAACUCGAGAGCGCGCUCGAGAGCUCGCGCGGCGCGGCCGCGGCGCUGGAGGCCGCAGCAGAGGCGGGCGCGCGGCGCGCGCGCGAGGGCGACAGGCUCCACUACGUGCUCGCGUGCAAUGGCCAGACGGGCUCCAUCGCACGGAGCGUCAUGGCCUCCGAUCCCGAGUCGCGUCUCUACAAGACGUUCAGCGGGGAGUGGAAUUACGCGCGCGACGAAUCGGGGCGCGCGGUUAUCACGUGCCAUCCGGACCGUUGGUCCGCUGUUCUGGAGCAUCUGACGACGGGGGCGGUUCCGACGGACCGCGAUACGCAGUUGCUAGAGCAGGCACGGUUCUGGAAGUUGCAAAGGCUGACGGCAGCGCUCGAAGCGCUGACGCCAGGAGCGGUGGUCUCAAACGCAGACUCUCAGGGGUUUACGGUGCGGGGUACGUUUGUGUCCGUCAUGAGCGCCUAUGAGCCGCGUCUCCCUUUCGUGACGCCCCGAGUAAUUGUCCAGUAA